AUGGUCUGCCUUCCGGCAAAAGUCGACGCCGUCAAGGCGGCUGUUGCGUCGAUAUCGAGCUGCACGCCGGCAACAGUCGUAACGCUCAAAGAACUCCUGCUGCCAGAAUCCGAAUCGCAACCGCCGAGACCAAAGCCCGCCGCCUCACGAUCCACAAAGGCUGGAGCCACGACGAAAACUAAGAGCGGUGCCGGAAGAGAAACCUCGAGCUCCCAGAGCGAGACGCUGAGUGCGCGUGAGAGGGCUGCUUUGGCCACCCACAUCAUCAAUGUCACCCUCAAGACGCUGUCCGAGGCCGCGAAGCCUCAGCCUUUGCCUACGCCGUCGAAACAACCAUCCGGCGACCUUCGAGAAGCAGCGGGCAUGCAGUCGAUUCGGAGAUCCUCCUCGGCACCGCUGUCCCCCGUGCAGCCUCGAGCGCUCAAUCGCCUUGCUGCGUCCUCCAACAUCGAAGCGAUCAACACGAAGUCACAAGCGCCAGCCCAAUCGACGGGAUGCCUUGCCACAGUAGAGUGCGCGCGACUUGCAUUUUCUGCGCUCCGAAGCAUCAAGGGCCCAACGAAGCCCGAUGAGGCCGACUUUCAGCUGGAGACGGGCAUGUCGGCGUUGGCAGGGAAGCUGCUGGCUUUGGGGAUGCACGACCAAGCUCUCAAGGAGCUGAGAGUGCUGAAGCGAAGAUUGGAUACUACCAUCACUGGGAAGCAGUCAAGCAAUGCCAGGUCAGGGUCCGAGAGCGCGACGACGACAUCGGCAAUCGCCGAUUUACUCAACCUCCAGGGCUCCAUCACAAGACAGAGCCUGGCCACCAUCACGGGCUACCAGAUGCAGGUUCUGAAGCUGGUCGCCGCGACCAAAAAGCCCUCUCACAUCGAAGCCAUUCUCCCCUACCUCGCCGAUUCGUACGCCUCGUCUCCGUUCAACCUCCUGUCCGCCCUCGCCAAAGACGGAGCCAAGGAAGCCGCAAAGGCGGCGCGCCAGAUGGCCUCCUUGUCCCAAAUUCUCCUGUCGCUUGCGCCCAGCAUUUCUAGCCAGGAAGAUGCUGUAGCUACCGAGCCCCGGCUGAGUCCAUCUCCCAGAGCUGCUUUCGAACUGCAAUCUCUAGCUUUCCGGAUCCAGCUCAAAUGGUGGAAACUGGCCGGUCAUCAGGGCAAGAUUGACAACGACGUGCUUUCGCCCUUCUCGCGCUGCAUAAGAGCUUACACACGUCGCCAGAGAUCAGACGACGGCUCCAUCUACGAAAGAGUGUCCGAAGCAUACGACGCCAUCAUGCAGCUUAUUCAUGCCCACCAAUAUCGUCCAGCAACAUCAUUUAACUCGCCUCUGGCAUCAAUACACCAAACUCUAGGGUCCAUAGCCCAGGCUGAGCGCCGAUAUACCGAAGCCCACCGCUGGUUCCUGGAAGUGAAGAGCUCGCUCACUGCCGGACAGGAGUCAUCUGUUCUCAGAUGCUCCGUGUCUGCGCGCCUCCUUGCCGUGGCACUGAAGAAGUCCGAUCUGGAUCAAACGGUCGAGCCUCUGCUCUGCGAAGUCGUUGAAGGCUUAGACGGUAGCCUCAGCGGAACAAUUGCAGAGCUGGAUGAGCUUCUCGAGAGCCUGUCUCUCGCAAGGCGUUCAGUCGUCGGCCUCCUCAUGACGUGCUUGGGGCCGAAAGCAGCCGAAAGCACCGUUCCGAAAGUCCUGAUAAGCCACCUCAAGACGUACGUCCUGAAAUAUCCGCGGUUUGUGCGCCGAUGGAUAGGACUGCCGCCUGGCAAAGACGCACCGUCGAAGCAGGUCCUUCAGUUUGAUCAGCGACGACAACAGGUUGCACAAUCCAUAGGCCAGACUCUGGAUGCUACGCUGAUGGUCCUCAAAUGCGACAUCCAGUCCGAUUCCAUGGAAUGGCAAGCAGUCGAUGAUGUCCUCCAGCACUGCGUCUCGCUUCUCGAGUGCAUGACUGCCUCUACCCUGUCCACCAAUAGAUUGGACAGUCUCGGCGGCUACUCCGUCAAGCUCUCCAGCCUUUACUUCCUCUAUUUUUCUCAGCUUCGAAAGAAAUCGGAUCGAUCCAAAGGCGAGAAUAAGCACCUCCUGCAAGCCUUGCAUCGCUCGAUCGACGUGGUUAAGAACUGCACCGAAGCCGAGAAGGAGAAGGCGCAGCUUUCAACAAAGCUGGAGGUAUUUGCUGAUAUGUGUAAGUCCUCCGGCAGGACCGAUGAUGCCAUACAGGCGUUGCGUGCCAUCUGUUCCAACAUAGCCGAGAAGGGCGCAUUGAGCGAUGUUGCUGAAGCGCUCUCUGCUCAGCCUCCAAGCACAGCGUGGGCCAUCAACGAGAGGGUAUCGCUCAUGUCACGCACUCUACGCUCCUUGUCCAGGUUUGACAGCUCAUGGAACGAGUGGACGUUUCCCCUGCCAGAGGCUGAGCGUGCCGCAGUCUUGGAGCAUCUGAUAUAUCUCAAUCUCUCUGGUUCCUCGACGCCUCUCGGGCUUCACGAUGCGGGAGUCGCUGCGCUGCUUCGCCUUUACACCCUAGACAAGCAUCCACUACGCCGCCUCCGUGUGUUGCUGCAUCUCUGCUAUCAGAACCUCGGCGAGGAGGAGCAGCUGGCCCAAAUCCUUCCUCUGGCUGAGGAGACGUUGGAGUGUGUCGAGACCGGAGACAAGGCGGGAGACGCCGCACUGGUCCGAUUUGUGCCCCAUCUGAAGGCCUAUUGCUUUUCCAUAUCUGCUCUGAUACGUGUAGAUGAAACCAUGCCUACGCUGCUCAGUCAGGCGAUUGACUCCUGGAAGUCCAUGGUUGGAGCUUGCCAGACGCAAGACGAGCUGUUGACAAUAAUCGACGACCCUCAGGGCCUCCUGGACCACCUGCAGUCAUUACACCAGCUUGCAGGUCUCAGGGGAGAGGCACGUCUCCAGCUUGCCAUUUCGGAGCUUACCAUCGCCGUAUCCAGGGUCUUUGUUGGAUCCACUGACGCCAACGGCGACAGAUUGGUUCUCAGCCAUAGUCAUUUGGCAGCGCAAUACGUACAUAUUGGGCUCUUCCCUCAGGCCCUCAAGACCCUGGAGGAAACUCAAGAGCUUAUCAGCCGCUACGAUGGCCUGUCGCGACAAGUCCAAGCCGAGUUCUACCUCUCGCAAGCAGAGUAUCACACCGGUAUUGGCGAGAUGGAGACUGCCGAGAUCUGCAACGCCCCCUAUUCUUCGUGGGCUCAGAGCAAGUCUCAGGCUUCAAUGGUCAUGUCCAUCACCGCAUUGCUGCAAUCUAUUGCUACUCUCCAAGCUGGGCAGCUGCAAGACGCACUAUUAUACGUCAAAACAAGCGUUCGACUACUCACUCACGAUUGGACCAAACUCGAAGCAGCGAUGGGGAGCGGCCCAAAGAAUGCAGCAGAUACGAGCCUGUCAGACUUGAACACUAGCAUCACAGACUUGACUACUUCAAGGGGUAAAGCAUCCGGCCCUCGGUUCUGGGCUCUGGCCAGCCCACUAAUUCGAAGCCUCUUGCACAUCUCGUCAGUGUACGCUCAUAUUGGCAUGUUCCAAGAGACGAUAUACUAUGCCGAGUCUGCUUGGAAGAUUGCAGAGAGCACUCAAUCCUCCCUCUACAAGUCACAAGUGGCCAUCUGGACCGGCUCGGUCUACCUCAGGGCCGGGAAGCUGCCCAAAGCGCUGGCCACUUUCAAGGAUGCAGAGGAGCAGCUACCACGCGAUAUCUGUUCCGCCCGCGUGCGGUUUGCUCGUCAACUCGGAGAAUUCUAUUGGGAGAUUGGAGAAGACGAGAAAGCUGCCGGGUACCUGAAGAUCGCUGAGGAGACUGCCCGUCUCCUGAGCACGGCCGUGAACGAGUCUGGCUGCAAUGGCGAUGAGGAACCCCCUGUUGCCUCAACCAGGACGACAAGGUCCACGAGAGCGACAAGGGCAAAAGCAGCUGCUGCCUUUGAGGGCCCAAAGCGCUCGGUCAAGGCGAAAGCUUCUCCUUUAGAAAAUACUGUGCAGCUAUCCAAGGACAUAUAUUACGCCUCCCUCCACGCCGCCAUCAUCAUGUCACGCACUCUAGGCCUGAUUCAUCAGAAAGACUGGAAAUCGGCUCUGCAAGCGCUGGAACAACUGAAAGAUCUUCCCAAACUUGUCAGUGUGCUGUCUCAAGAGCAGGUCCUGACAGCGGUGUCAUUGAUUGGCCACAGCAUGGAGCAGAUGACUUCCGAUCCCGUCUUUUCUGUCAUGCAGGAUUCAACCAUUUCCUUCCCGGCUGUCUCUGCGAUGGUUCUGUCAUCUCCCGUAAAGCAGUCGCUACUCAAGCCUGAAAGAGACCUCAGCUCUCCUGCCUUUGCCGAUGCGUUGAGACAAGCACAGGAGGUUCUCAUCGAAGCUCACGCCUCUGCCCUUUCGAGUGCCGACAGCAGCAUGGUUCGUCGCAUCUCUACGCUGCUCCAGAGCACCGUCAUCUUCCUGUCAGCCACACUGGCUUCGUGCAAGUCUCUUUCUGAGCCAAGCUUGGGCACGAUCGCUGUUGACAUGGCUCGAAAUGUCACCUGGCAGCGAGAGCAGCAGACGCUGGCUGGGCUCAAUCACGAUGCGGCCCCUAUCCGGAUUGCGACCUCAGUCCACAGGCCGCCCACGGCUGAGGCAAUGGCCGACAUGGCCAACUUUCAGGAGAACUACGUCGACUUGAUCCCGGAGAAGUGGAGCGUCAUCUCUGUUUCCCUGAGCGAUAACCGCCAUGAUCUCUGUAUCACUAAAUUCCAAGCAGGCCAGGGUCCAUUCAUCUUACGCUUACCCUUGGAGCGAGCCAACUCUCGAGAUGCCGAUUCCGAGGUUUUCAACUUUGAACACGGCCGCGAGGAGCUGCUGGAGCUGAUCAAGCUGGCCAACGAAAGCAGCCACUCUGCGCGAGAUUUUACUGCGAAGGGAGAGCGAGGUGCUUGGUGGGCGGAGCGACAGGCUCUCGACUCUCGACUGAAGAAGCUCUUGGUCACCAUCGAGACAACUUGGCUGGGAGGGUUCAAGGGCAUAUUCUCGCAGCAUCGCAAACAGGCAGACCUGCUGGCACGCUUCCAGCGAGAUUUCCACCAAAUGCUGGACAGGACUCUGCCUUCUCGGAACAAGAGCCGGGGCAAGAAGACGACGAUCAAGGCAGAGACGGUCACCUUGGAUCCCCGAAUCCUCGACCUGUUCAUUGGCCUCGGCAACCCGACUGAUCCCGACACAGACUUUGACGAGGCGAUGAACGACCUGCUUUACUUUGUCGUGGAUAUCCUACAGUUUCACGGCGAGCGAAAUGCUUACGACGAGAUUGAUUUCGACAGCAUGGUUCUGGGGACGUACGAUGCUCUGCGCGGAUAUCACAAUGCCGCGGCCGGCUCUUCAGAGAGGGAGGAGGGCACGCACACGGUGCUUGUUCUCGACAAGCUGCUGCAUGCGUUCCCUUGGGAGUCGCUGCCCUGCAUGGAUGGCCUCUCGGUGUCUCGAGUGCCGUCGCUCGCCUGUCUUCGUCAGCUCAUUGAGGAGGCUGGUGGAGGAGGUCCGGCCAAUGCAUCGCAAGGCCACUUCGUGUCGGCAAAGGCUGGCACGUACAUCCUCAAUCCGUCGUCUGACCUGACCAACACCCAAACCUUCUUCCAGCCGGCUUUCUCAAGCCUUGCCUCGUGGACCGGCAUCACCAACAAGGCGCCCAAGGAAUCCGAAUUCGAGCAAGCGCUGUCCACGGCUGAGAUCAUGGUGUACUUUGGCCACGGCAGCGGCGCUCAGUAUAUCCGCGGCAAGACGAUCCGCCGCCUGGACAAGUGCAGGCCGGCGACGUUCCUCAUGGGCUGCAGCUCCGCGGCCCUCACCGACGCGGGCGAGUUUGAGUGCUAUGGUCCCGUGUGGAACUACAUGAUGGCCGGGUGUCCGGCCGUCGUCGGCACGCUGUGGGACGUGACGGAUCGCGACAUUGAUCGGUUCGCCGGCAGGGCGUUUGAGGAAUGGGGGCUCUUUGCCAGGGGCACCUUUGAUAUCUCAUCGUCGUCAUUGUCGUCUAGCAAGGGGAAGGACAGGGCUAAGAGCUCUGCCGAGGAGGUGGAACAAGUGAUGGGGCUUGAUAAUGCUCCUGCUUCUUCUUCGUCUUCUGAUCAUGCUUCGCUCGCCGAGGCGGUAGCGAGGGCUAGAAGUGCGUGUCGCUUCAAGUAUCUUAAUGGCGCGGCGGUGGUUUUGUACGGAAUUCCUGUUUAUAUUAGAAAGGAGUGA
Molecule: messenger RNA, 6204 nt
Organism: Trichoderma citrinoviride
Lineage: Eukaryota; Fungi; Ascomycota; Sordariomycetes; Hypocreales; Hypocreaceae
Exons: 3
Coding region: 1-6204 (2067 amino acids)
Biological process (GO): proteolysis; meiotic chromosome separation
Cellular component (GO): nucleus; mitotic spindle pole body; centrosome
Molecular function (GO): protein binding; cysteine-type endopeptidase activity
Source: RefSeq, a predicted model, not a curated record